Molecule: messenger RNA, 5785 nt
Organism: Rhincodon typus (whale shark)
Lineage: Eukaryota; Metazoa; Chordata; Chondrichthyes; Orectolobiformes; Rhincodontidae
Product: ankyrin repeat and fibronectin type-III domain-containing protein 1-like
Exons: 24
Coding region: 357-4361 (1334 amino acids)
Biological process (GO): establishment of mitotic spindle orientation; signal transduction; regulation of establishment of bipolar cell polarity
Cellular component (GO): spindle
Molecular function (GO): protein binding
Source: RefSeq, a predicted model, not a curated record
GCCAUUCUAUCCGAAUCCGCACAAAGAGCUGUUGUUCAAUGAAUCCCAGCGUGUCCCGCUCUGUUUCCUGUUGUCUGCGAGUUCUCUGUUCAUAUCACUUGCAGCUGGCUUGAGGGGGCGGCUUUGUUAUGUUUGUUUGAGUUUUCUCUCUUCCGAAAAUCUCUGCAAGUGCGAGUUUGAGUUCCGUAUAGCGGAUACAUUGCCUUCCAGAGUGCGACGGAAUAGCACAUUGAGAGAAACGAACUCACCGCUCUGCAAUUUAAUUGAGAAAUAGACCGCAGGACUCAGAAUUUGAUCAAAGAUGGGUUUUUGCAUAUUGUCUUGACACACGCUGGAUCUCAGCAAGCAGCAUCAACAUGGAUCUCCUGAAAGGAUCUUUAGACAGGAAGUUGCAGCGACCACUCUUGGCAAAGUCUCGAACCCUUCCCAGUAUUCCGCAGUCACCAACUGUCACAAGAGCGCACAAAGAAUUGUUAUCUGACAGCAAUGUUGGCAGAACUCAAAAUAAAUUGUUGCUUACAACUGAAAGUCAAAAGGGAUAUCGAGUGCCAUCAUUUGAGAAAACCUGGAGAAGGGAGGAUGAUGGGGAUGAAAUCCCUGAAGAUACGAGCACCCCAUGGAAUUUGGGAACUGAAGUCAAUGAUUCACCCUUCACAUACUUCAGAUCCAGAUCGGUCUAUAUGAAGAAGAGUAUUUCAGUGGAUGAGCAUCUUGGCUGGUUGGAGUAUUCACAGGAUUCUUCAGAGAGCAAAAUGGAGAAAGUGAAGGUCAAUCUCAGAAGAAAAUUUAGUUUGGGGUCAGCAGACAAGAAAGAUUCACUUCAAAAAAGGCUCGAAAGCAGUAAAUUGAAAUUGACUCAGCGGUUUUGCCACAAGGAAAGGUACAGCCAGCAUGAGAGUGCAGUGAAUGAGCAGUCCCUCUCCUGCCCCCGCCCACGAUCUCUCAGUUUAGACUGGCCCUCAUCUCCCAAGAUGACUCAACAGAUGCGGGAUCUCCAACUGAUUCACGGGAAGAAGCUAGUCUCUCCAUCCUCUCCUAAUGCAGCAAAGAGGUUAUACCGAAAUCUAUCAGGAAAGUUCAAAGUUAAUUAUACUUCAUUUGAUGAAACAAACUUGAUAGGACGAAAUGAAAAGAACAAGCAACGGAAGUCUUGUGUGAAUUUUCAUAGUAAUGAGGCGGUCUUUGAGGCUGUGGAACAGCAGGAUCUUGAUGCUGUCCAGAUGCUCCUAAACCUCUACAGCACAGAGGAACUGGAUUUGAACACACCAAACAGUGAAGGGUUGAUGCCUUUGGACAUUGCAAUCAUGACUAACAAUGUGCCCAUGGCCAAGAUGCUUCUGCAGGCUGGGGCUAAGGAGAGCCCACACUUUGUGAGUUUGGAGAGUCGGGCCUUACACUUGACAACAUUGGUGCGAGAGUCUGAGCAGCGUGUGAGUGAGUUAACUACACAGGUACUGAAUGAGACACCAAAUGCAAACUACACAGACAAAGAGAAACAACUGAAAGCCUGGGAGUGGCAUUACCGACUCUUCAAAAGAAUGAAAGCUGGCUUUGAGCAUGCACGAGCUCCAGAAGCGCCAACCCAUGUGCAGUUAUCUGUAGCCAGUAGCACCUCAUUGCAGGUGACAUUCCAUGAACCUCUCAGUGUCAACUCUGCAGUCGUCACAAAAUAUAAAGUUGAAUGGAGCACUUCUCAUAACUUCAGUUCAAUAACAGGAGAAGCCUUAUUGGAUGACAUGAAAACUCUACUGUAUACAAUGACAGGCCUUGUCACAGGGAUCUCUUACUAUGUCCGGGUGUCUGCCUAUAAUAUGAAAGGUUGGGGGCCCCCACAGAUAUCCACUCCUGCAUGUGCAACACCUUCUAACUGGAGAGAAUGCAAUGGCAAGGAAGUGAAGCAUAGUGGCCAGACAGAGGCAUUGGAUCUACUACUGAAUCAAAUCAAAAACAACCACCAACAUUGCCUGUGCCAUGAAAACUCAAAAAUCCAUCUGCAGGGCCGUAAACACUCUAUGUCCAAGAGCCUGAAACACCUUUUUCAACCAACAAGCAAAUUUGUUAAAACUCUCAAACGAGGAUUAUACCUAACAGUGAUAUUCUACAAGGAUAAUGACAUAAUUGUGACACAUGAAGAACAGAUUCCAGUGGUAGAGAUGGAUGAUUCAUAUUCAAGCUCACUGAUGCAAGAUUUUCUUUGGUUCACAAAGGUAUCAUGUAUGUGGGAAGAUAGUCGAUGGCUAGGUCAACGUAUGUGUCCUUCUUUGUCUUCCUGCUCAUCAGUACUACAGGCUCGUCAUAAGAUGCUUGUAGCAGUUGCUCAACUUCAGGGACUGCUUGGAACCCAAAAUCUUGGCCACGUGUACUUCGAACCCAUUAAAGACAAACAUGGCAAUGUACUGAUCGUAACCCUGAAGGAACUGAGCUCAUACCAGAGUCUAGAGAAUGUCAGAUGGAUUCCCCUGUCUAAGCUCCAGACUCAGCGCAAGUCACUCUCCUCUUCAGAAGAUCCCACUGCACUGGAUAUGUUGCUGUUAACUCUCCAUGAAAAGCUGGCCUAUCAUAGAAGAAGUAAUCAGGCCCUUUCCCCAGGACUUUAUCUUGGUUAUCUAAAGCUCUGCAGCUCAGUUGAUCAGAUCCAUGUCCUUGUCCCUCAGAAGCUACCCAAUGUUCUGUGUCAUAUCAAGAUAAGAAACAAUCACAAUGUUUCCAGAGAUGAAUGGGAGUGGCUCCAGAACCUUUCAGAUUUGGACGAGGCCACUCUAACAGAUCCAAGUGACGGAUGCUCACAGAUCCUCUUCCAGCGAGAACUCAGGGUAGCCAUUUUAGAACUGAUGAAUCAGAUUGGCAUUCCACUAGAGCAGGCCAAAAAUUUCAGGCUGUACAGCCAAGAGGUGUUGGAUUUUGCAGACAACCUGUCCUUCCUUCUCCUUUUGCCGCCAUCUGAUGAUGUGUGCGCAGCCCCAGGACAAAAUAAGCCCAAUCCUUGUUCAGGGUUCCUCACACUGCCAUUACAGAUUUUUGAACUGGUGCACUUCUUCACCUAUGACAAGGUAUUCAUUAGCCAGUAUUGCCAAGUCUCAGCGCUGCUGGAGUUAGAUUUGCUGCUUUCCCAGCAGGCACUGAGGGAGGCAUUUUCUGACUCUGAGGUAGUUGCAGCCAAACAGAGGCAUCAGCAAGUCCAGGACUUUAUUCAGCAAAUGGAGGAGAUCUGGCGGGAUGUGCGCUGGAUAAUGGAUGUUCUACAGUACGCAAGGUACAAGCAGCCUCCAGGGGGCAUUCCAUUGACCUUGCUGAUGGAUUUUACCACAGAUAUAAAAAAGGACAAUCUGCAAUCUGUUUCAUCCAACCUAGAUUACUUGCCCUCCCCAACCCCUUCCCCAGAGACUAAUCACAAACAUCCCACAGACUCACAUGGGAUAUCAGACGAGGAAGGUUCUUCAGAAGUAUUUUUGGCCACAGACAGUGAUUAUGACUCCAGCCGAGCUCAGAGCCCUAGAGAGGUGGAUCUCAUCUGUUUAUCAGCCCUUGACUGCAGCAAAAGAUCUAGCCACAAUCUACGUGAUGGUGCUCCUGAUGUUCUUCAAGCACAUGAACUCAAAUCCCAACAAGUAAGCUGCAGUCGUGAGGACACAAGGCACACACCACUCUAUGACAGUGAUUUUGUGCUUCCGAGCAGACAGCUGGAGCUUUUGCAUAUAACAGAAAAAAGACAAGCUUACUGUGUCAGAACAAGCAGCUUUGAUAUUCCAACUCAAACCUUCCACGUUCAAAGGAAAUGUUGGUCACGACCUGAAUCCAUGGAUGAAUAUCCAACAGAACAAAAAUCCAAUGGAUCGAGUGUGAAUGGACACAGGCCCUCCGUGUCCUUCAAUCCAAACACCCCUCUUCAUUCUGACAAUAUUUCACAAUUAACAACUCAUUCCAAAUCCCAAGAUUUUGCAGACUGGAUUAAUCCUCAUCAGGAAUCCCUGCUGAAAGAAGAACAAAUCUAUGAAGGGAAUAAACUUAAGUCUGUGAGUUUAAGAGUUUAUCCACAGUACCACACAGGAUUGUCCAAGGAAAUAAGUGUCAAGCUUCAUGUCACAGGCAGUACAUCAGCACGAGAGAUUAUUAAAUUGGUGAUAAAGGAAACAAAUGAGGCAGCGAUGAAAAUGAAUGGAGACAAAGAUGCCCAGUUUUACAGAGAUGAUCAGCUCGAUCACUUUGGCCUGGUGUUAUCCAUGGACAACACUGAGAAAUGGCUACAGGACGACUUUCUACCCCUCUCCCUACAGAAUCCAUGGACCAAGGGAAGAUUGUAUGUUCGUAUUAAAGAGUAUUCUCCCCUAUUAUUGCAACAUGGAAAAGCAACAACUGUAUGAGAUGUAGAUGAGCUACAUCAUUGACGGGUGACAAUCCUUUUUCCUUUUGGAGAGCAUUAUGGUACCAACAAACCCACACAGGAACACAAGACCAAAAUAUUCAGCCUUGCUAAGGGCUAGAUAGGAAUUUAUUUCCUUGUCUCACCAAAGACAGAGUCUUUGUAUCAAAAUUAAAAGAUGAGGGGAGAGUAGCAAAGAUUUUAGGAUAGAAAUCUGUCUAGGCCGUGGUGCAAAAUGGGUGUUAUUCUAUCAGCCAAUACACAGUGCCUGAUACUCACUUCCUUGACCACCUAUUUUACACAGCACCUGAAAUGAAAUUCUACCUUUUUGGUUCUUCAAUUUCCAGGUUUUGAGGACUGAGGACAGUGUUUUGGAAUGACUAUGAACCUUUCUGGGAAAGGUGAAAACAGGAGGAAAAAUCAUUAUGUAACAGUGAUGCUCUGUGUAACUUCAGAGUUUCAAAAUACUUGCACAUUAAUCAAUCACCUGGAAUAUUCUGAAUCAGGAUUGAGGAGACUGUCCAGUGGAGUUGUUGAUCUUCCUCUAAAAUUCCCAAAAUUUGCAGCUGCUGUCUGUUCUGCAUUUCGUUACUGAUGCAAAGCAGCCUUCCUUUUUUUGUUUACAAAUCUAUGGUUGUUGAUUGCAUCCAAGACCUAGCAUGAUGUUAUGUUCAGGAGGAUCACUGAGUAUCAUAUAAAAUGUUACUUUGUGCUAAUUAUGGUGUAUAUGAAGACAAUGGAUUUUUUUUGGUAUGUGUGGCACAUUUUUUUUUAAGUUUUAGAAAUGGAAUGGGCCUUUACCAAUCAGUACCAGCUUGUUUGCUAUUUACAUGGUUCACACUUCAUGAUGUCAGAUUCUUUCAGCAGUUUAUCUCAUUUCCAUCCCUAGAAUCCUCCUUCCGUUUGUCGACAGGCCAAAGUGCACUCUCUAGGCAUAUCAUCUACUCUUAAUUUCUCAAAUAAAAUGUUAUUGUUAAAUACAUGGGCACAUUUGUGCUAAUGUGAAAGAAGAAAGAGCGGAAAAACAUAUCCUGAUUCAAAGUUACAUCUUUGACAAUUUUUGAAAAACUCCUUACUAUCUUUAGUUUGGUAUUAGUGUGUUUCUGUGGAGUGUCUGGGAUCAUUUCUCUAUAUGUUAAAAUGUUGCAAAUAUAGGCAGAAUAUUCUACCUUGUUCCAUGUGCUAUUCCUGCUCCAAAAUAUAUUUGCAACAUGAAUCAAGCAAAUCACCGGCAUAGCUUGGCUUCAUGCAGGUGUAAGAGCUGUUAACCAUUGCUGUUUACACAUGGAUGCACCUCUAAGUGAUGAAAGGAAUUGUUGACUAAGAGCAUUCAGUUUAAUUCAGGAAUAUUUUGCUGAAAUCCCUUUAUGGCUAGUAAUUGAUUUGAUCCUAUUCCCGUAAAAACUAUGUAAAUGAACAAUUAUA